AUGUCUUCAAUCGUUAAAGGCCUCACCGACCUCGUCCAGGGCGUCUUCAACAUCAUCUACGGCACGAUCGCGACCAUCGUGAACACCGUCCUGGGCACCUUCGAAGCCGCCGUCAACUUUGUGGUCAGCCUGAUCAAGGGCGUCUUCAACAUCUCUGAGGACAUUCUUAAGUUGAUUGUUGGAAAUCUAGGACUCCUCCUAGGUCUCUUUCUCCUCUACUGGGGCUAUGUCAUCUACCAGCAGCGCCAGGGCAAUAGUAACCCCCAGCCAAUCAAGGAGUUGUCCGGCAAGAUCAAUGCUGCGGCGAAGAAGCAAUCCUAG
This is a messenger RNA of Cyphellophora attinorum, 321 nucleotides long. RefSeq lists its product as uncharacterized. The record is from RefSeq and is a predicted model, not a curated record. Bases 1 to 321 code for a protein of 106 amino acids. The transcript is spliced from 2 exons. Lineage: Eukaryota; Fungi; Ascomycota; Eurotiomycetes; Chaetothyriales; Cyphellophoraceae.